This is a messenger RNA of Sugiyamaella lignohabitans, 1548 nucleotides long. RefSeq names its product Gpi14p (gene GPI14). Gene Ontology annotation, cellular component: glycosylphosphatidylinositol-mannosyltransferase I complex; membrane. Bases 1 to 1548 code for a protein of 515 amino acids. The record is from RefSeq and is a predicted model, not a curated record. Gene Ontology annotation, molecular function: GPI mannosyltransferase activity; alpha-1,4-mannosyltransferase activity. Gene Ontology annotation, biological process: GPI anchor biosynthetic process. The transcript has a single exon. NCBI's taxonomy places the organism in Eukaryota, Fungi, Ascomycota, Dipodascomycetes, Dipodascales, Trichomonascaceae.
AUGAGGACCCGAUCCAAGACUGGCAAUACAGACUCCGAUGGCACUGAGAGUCCACGGAAAGUGACGACGGCGACGACGCGAACGAGGUCUACAAAGUCUUCCAAGAGUGCUAUCUCUGGAACCAAAUCGGCUGACAGCACAGGAAUAUCCACAGACCGAAAGCCUAUACUGAUUUCAGCGUCCAGUUCGGUGUUAAGCGAAUCACCCAUCCUCAAAAACCAUAACAAUUCAACGGGCGUGAACUCGCCGACACGUACUAAUAUCAAAUCCAAGGACACCACCACCUCCAGAAUUAAUAAAAAGGUAAUAGAAACAACAUCAGUCAAAGCGGGAGCUAGUCCGACUUCUCGGAAAUGGUAUCUUCGAACUCAUGUGAUAAUAUUGCUAGCGAUCAUAGAGCGGAUCAUUAUCCUGUUCUGGGGCCUGUAUCAAGAUGCUAAUAUGGACUUGAGGUUCACAGAUAUCGACUAUUUUGUUUUUACAGAUGCAUCUCGAUUCAUAUCGCAAGGAGCGUCUCCAUACGAUCGAGCCACUUACAGAUACACACCACUGUUGGCAUGGCUGCUACUGCCUACUGAAUGGUGGUUCUUCUCAUUUGGUAAAGUGUUAUUUGCAGCAGGAGAUAUCGUGGCCGGGUAUCUCAUGCUCCAGAUCUUUAAAAUCCGCAAGAGCCAGGUGCCUCAGGAUAAAUCUGUUUUAUAUGUGGCACUUGUAUGGCUGUUGAACCCUAUGGUCUGUACCAUCAGUACAAGAGGCUCGUCAGAGGGGUUAUUAGGAGCCAUGGUUAUUUCGUUUAUCUGGGCUGUCUAUGCCAAACAAUAUACAUUAGGCGGUAUUUUAGCAGGACUUGCGAUUCAUUUUAAAAUCUAUCCAAUAAUCUACAUUCCAACUGUUAUCUGGACAUUGGGUCAAUCGACAAAUCCGUUUAAUUUCCGCACCUUUUACACUAAAGAGCGACUGGUGUUUGGAAUCAGCACAGUCUUGUCGUUCAGCAUUCUGACGGGAUUCUUUUAUUACGUAUACGGAUACCCAUUCCUGCAUCACUCGUACCUGCACCAUCUGUCACGAAUCGACCACCGCCAUAACUUCUCCCCAUACAGCACUCUUUUGUACAUGUCGUCGUUUCCUGGCGCAUCACAAUCGACACUCAACAGCAUCCCACAGCCCGAGGCAUGGGCAUUUGUGCCACAGCUGGCUAUUUCGGGGAUCCUGCUGCCACUGGCCUUUGCACGACGCGAUCUCAUUAAAACAAUGUUCGUCCAAACAUUUGCAUUUGUCACUUUCAACAAAGUGUGUACAUCACAGUACUUCAUGUGGUAUAUGGUUCUGCUGCCGUUCUACAUCCCAUCUCUGCUCAAAUCCGGCCGAUAUCUAACCAAGAUCACUGUCCUCCUGCUUUGGGUCGCAGCCCAAGCCUUGUGGAUCCGCCAAGGCUAUCUCCUCGAGUUCCUCGGCGAGUCCACCUUCUACCCGGGCCUGUUCGCUGCCACAAUGGUAUUCUUCGCUGUCAACGCGUGGGCCCUGGGCCUUUUCAUAGAUGACCUGUAA